Molecule: messenger RNA, 1253 nt
Organism: Strongylus vulgaris
Lineage: Eukaryota; Metazoa; Nematoda; Chromadorea; Rhabditida; Strongylidae
Source: the annotation of a GenBank genome assembly
AUGACCGCGCCUAUUGCAAAGAGUGUCUGGGUGAAUCUAUACAAAAAUCUUGAGAGGGAAGCAGCCAAGUUUCCCCAGUACAAUUAUCGAGUUUUCUUCCAACGUCGUAUUCGUGAGCAUUUUGAGAAAAAUCGAGGCGUAACUGAUCCCGUAGCUCAGAGGAAGCUUCUCGAGAAAGGUCAAAAAGAGCUAGAAGUUAUACGUCGUCAGGUGGUUAUCAGUCAGCUUUACCCUCAUAAACACACCGUUGUCGAAGAGAAAUUGGAUUCUCGAGAAAUUGUAAACAUAGGAGUUGUCACACAAAAUACCCUAACCAUAAUGAGGGAAUGUACAAAAUGCAAGUCAAACGAAUACACCAACAAAAAUCUGGUGAUGAUGGUCAAUGAGUGUGGCCAUCCGCUUUGCAAGAACUGUGUAGAAAAUCUGUUUGUUCGAAAUGCUGGUCCAUGUCAUGUUUGCGGCAAAACACUGCGGAAGAAUAACUUCUGGGAGCAGGUCUUCGAUGAUCCACUUAUAGAAAAAGAAACCCAUAUACGGCGACGUUUGCGAAAGAUUUACAAUCUUAAGAAGGAUGACUUCCCCUCUUUGCGGGAGUUCAACGACUAUUUGGAGAGGUUUGAAACCAUAGUCUGUAACCUUGCUUUUGGCAUCGAUGUAGAGGAUACUGAAGCCGAGGUUGCUGCAUUUAAAGAAGCAAAUGCUGAGUUGAUAGAAAAGAACAAGAAAAAGUUAGACGAAGACCAGAUAUGGAUUAUGCAAAACUUGAAGGAAGAUCGUGAUAUGAAGAAUCGUGUCGACCAAGCACAUAAUCAGGAAAACAAAGAAGUGGAGAAGUCUGCAGUGAAGGACACGAAAGCAAUCAUGGAUGAACUGCGUGAGUCUAAUGUACCAGCUGAAGUGAUUCUUGAUAGGGAACGAAAGCGACAGAUCGAGCAAGAACUUGAAGAAAAGGAGGAAGCUGCAAGAAGGAAGAAGCGCAACAAGGAGAUACUGCAAGAUCGAAAGAGAAUGGCUGAAUCGAUGUCAUUUUCUACCUCUCAACGUGUGUCUGGUCGAGCUUUUGAAUACAAACCACCGCGAUUGCACAUCAAUGGUCCAGCGAUACCAUCUAAAGAGGAAUUGGAAUCCAAGGGUUAUCUUCAGCAUAUUCGGGCUGCUAGCUUGGUGAGAAAGCCUCUUAAUUUACCUUUGACAGUCCUUGUAAUAACUCGAGAUCAAUUACAAUGGAGAUUAAACCUUUUUCGACUGUGAAC